Molecule: messenger RNA, 6750 nt
Organism: Lymnaea stagnalis (great pond snail)
Lineage: Eukaryota; Metazoa; Mollusca; Gastropoda; Lymnaeidae
Source: the annotation of a GenBank genome assembly
ACAGGCGUCGCGCUUCUGAAACCUGUUUGGUGACGUGUACGAAAGAGCGAAAAAUAGCUGUUCUGUUAUAUUGCAUGGAGUGAAGUGUGUUGUCAAAUCUUGAACCAGUAACUCCUUUGUUUAUAUCCACGGUCAAGUGGUCAGUGACUGGUAAGUACAGUCAAUCUUUUCAAAUUUAAUUUUAACAAACAGGAGAUAAUUGUGGUGUAGAAGGUAGCUCGGACAGUGUUUCUCGUUUGCUAUCAAUAAAAAGGGCCUACACCUCAAUUCGUAGGCCCUUUCUGUGGAGAUUUGGGUUGGGCCCAUGUUAAAUUUUGUUAACAUUUCCACUGUGUUAAUAUUUUAAUUCACAAAAGCUGUUUCGCGUGAGGCUUCAAACUCAAGCAUAAAUAGGACGUUGAGAGAAACCAAAGACUUUGAGGUUGCUCAAAUGUGUGUCCACACGUCAGUCUCUACUGGCGGAAUAUACCACGGCGAAAGGCUUUUCACUGUUUGGAAGUCAACACAAUGUACGACACGGUUGUUAUUGUUUUUUGGGCCUGUUCGGAGUUGAAGAAUUUUGGGGGAGGAGUUGGGAACUCCAAUCACCUUAGCUCCAACCUGUACACAACUGUCGGGGAAAUGUAGCUGUGAUGUCAUUUUGGCAGUCUGUCUCUCUCUCCCCCCCCCCUCAACCCCCGCGGCAAAACUUGUCACGUUGAAUUAGGAUUGUUUUUUGCCGACUCCGAGGGUCAGUUGUUGGAUGAACUUUAAGGCGGUUUAAUAAUGAAAAAGUUAAGUGUAGCUAUAGGAAGACAUUGUUAGCUUCUUGACACUGUCAACAUCUUGACACUGUUAGCAUCUUGACACUGUCAGCAUCUUGACAUUGGCAGAAUCUUGACAUAUUCAGCAUCUUGACAGAGUCAGCAUCUUGACACUGUUAGCAUCUUGACAUUGGUAGAAUCUUGACAUUGUUAGCAUCUUGACAUUGGCAGAAUCUUGACAUAUUCAGCAUCUUGACAGAGUCAGCAUCUUGACAGAGUCAGCAUCUUGACACUGUUAGCAUCUUGACAUUGGUAGAAUCUUGACAUUGUUAGCAUCUUGACAUUGUAUGUAAAACAAUGUAUUUCCACAUUUAUAGCAGUAACAAUGUGUUUGUAAAAAUCAAGUUCCAAACCCAUGUUCGUCGAGGUUAAGGCUCACGUUAACGUCAAGGUGCCAAUCAGCUGGUGAGAGAUUGGCCAAACGGAAUAUCAGGAUGUUGAACUAAUAUAUUAAUGAGAUUAAUCGGGCUUUACGCCCGGAUGUUCUAUUAAUAGAUGUCCGCUAUUUUAUGACAAACCCUAUUGGAGUCUUUCGUUUCUGUGUCCCUCUAAACAAAAUGGCUUUAAAAAAUAUUUAUUAAGAAUGUCGAAACUGGCAAAUAACAUCGUCAUAUGAUUUGAGAUCAAGCACCAACCACAGUGGCCGGAUUUGAGAUCAAGCAUCAAUCAUAGUAGCAGGAUUUGAGAUCAAGCACCAAUCACAGUAGCAGGAUUUGAGAUCAAGCACCUAUCAAAGUAGCAGGAUUUGAGAUCAAGCACCUAUCAAAGUAGCAGGAUUUGAGAUCAAGCACCUAUCAAAGUAGCAGGAUUUGAGAUCAAGCACCUAUCAAAGUAGCAGGAUUUGAGAUCAAUCACCAAUCACAGCUCCUGUAACAUAGUUUUAGUCUCAGCCAAGAAAAUGGGGAAUAGAACAAUAUUUCAUUUUUGUUACUCGUGCCCCAGGUUGAAAUCAAUGCACGCGGGGACUCUAAACUAAGAUGCUGGCAUGUCAAGAAAUAUUUAUGUGUGACACCCUCUUGACACAAAUGAUAUACACACCUCAUCUUUAGUGAGUGGCACCUCCAGAGACACACAUUGUCAUGAUAGACACACUUACUCUUUAGUGAGUGUCUUGACGAUAAAUACUUGCGUUGUUAGCUCUCAGUUUUAUGUUGUCGCAUGCCUAGAAGUGAACUAUUUUCCCCCUCGAGUUAGAUCUGAUCUUAGGUAUGAUGUGCUCAGAAUCUACAAUGCAAUAGUCAAACAACAGCAUCCUAUUAAUUUCCUUAUUUUAAAAUAAUUGUAAAUGUCUUUGUUUAGUAGAAAUAAGACAAAAAUUGCCCAGCAUUCUCUUAAAACCACCAUUCGCCAUUUAAUGAUAAGUUUGUUCACUGUGCGUCAUUUCAAUGUUCUUGGGUUUGGUGUGGAGACAGUGGUAUCUUGAUCUGACCACAUUUUUCAAUCAAUUCUGAUCCUUUGAAUCACACAAUGAUUCAGGUUUAAUUUACCAUAUGUCUAGUCUAAAACCCUCCCCUCCCCCCCCCCCCCCCCCCCACCACAACAUGUUUAAUUUACCAUAUGGCUAGUCUCAAACCCCCCCCCCCCCCCCCCCCCCCCCCAAACACGUUGUAGUGGCUUUGAAUUCCGACAUCUCUGCUGCGUGUUUUACAGCGUGUCCACGCAUCAACAUGGUUCUUAUUCAAUUUUUAUGAUCCUUUUGGAAUGUCCUCCUCCAAGUUUCCCUGAGGCCUUCCUCACUUCCUCCUUUCUUUCCUGGCAUCCAGUGUAUAGAUUUUGUAUUCUAUUCUUUCUGUGCUAUGGUACCUAUGGUAGGCGUAGAAAUAGUAGGAGAGUACAUUUCUGCCCACAGAAACUGUUGGGUCAUGGCUCUGUGUUCCGCUCCAUCUUAUAGGACUCCGUUCCAUAGAUUCUGGCGGAAUUUCUGUCUGUAUACAACUGGAAGACCUAAGAACUAAACAAAUUCCGAUGAUUCUAUUUUCAGCUCUUCCGUCUCCAAAAAACCAACAUGGCGGGUGUGCUGGGAGCCGCCUCGAUCCCUUUCAUUGGCUGCGUCAGCCUGCUGGCCUGCAUGGUGCUGCAGAUUCUGGCGUUUGCCGCGCCCUUCUGGGCCUACAGCCCGACGGCGGACAUCGGUCUCUGGAGGAGGACCAACUGUAUCGACGAGAACGGCGUCAGUGGCUGCUACAGGACGGACCACAUGUGGUAUUUCUAUACCGGUGAGUUACAACCCUCGACACUCUCCAAACUAAAUAGCUAACUGGUGCUCGACACUCUCCAAACUAAAUAGCUAACUGGUGCUCGACACUCUCCAAACUAAAUAGCUAACUGGUGCUCGACGCUCUCCAAACUAAAUAGCUAACUGAGUGUUUCCAUCUCUCCCCACACUUUUCACUUGGUAGCAUACCGAUACUUUGUUUUUAAAAUGAUCAGAUUGAAGGUCAUGUGACUUUGCUCGUUUUUCACUGUGCUCCCUUCAAUGUUCACCAAUUUUGUUACAAUGAUUUGUCAAAUUAAAGAAAGUCAAUGGAAAAUUGCGCCACCUUCGUUGAAUUCUAAAAUGUUUAAAUUCAUGAAAUUCCUCUAAGAAGCAUUCGUAUGUUGUUAUUGUCCACACUAAUACAGUCGCCCGAUGCCCAUAUUCCUAACUUCUCAACUGAUGAAAGUACCAUAACAAAUGCUGUCCUAUAUUCCACAGAAUGGCUCGAUGCUGUGAGAGCCAUGGAGGCCCUGGCCAUCAUAUUCUGGGCCAUCCCACUGGUCAUCCUACCAGUCUACAUCUACGUGUCUCUGGGCCUCUACUACAUGUGCACAAUGAUGACGAUGUCAGUCUUCACAAUACUGGGAUGUAAGACAACAUCACAUCAACGUGUCUUAGUCCAAGAUAACAUCACAUCAGCAUGCAUGUCUUAGUCCAAGAUAACAUCACAUCAACAUGUCUUAGUCCAAGAUAAUAUCACAUCAACAUGUUUUAGUCUAAGAUAACAUCACAUCAACAUGUCUUAGUCCAAGAUAACAUCACAUCAACACGUCUUAGUCCAAGAUAACAUCACAUCAACAUGUCUUAGUCCAAGAUAAUAUCACAUCAACAUGUUUUAGUCUAAGAUAACAUCACAUCAACAUGUCUUAGUCCAAGAUAACAUCACAUCAACACGUCUUAGUCCAAGAUAACAUCACAUCAACAUGUCUUAGUCCAAGAUAAUAUCACAUCAACAUGUUUUAGUCUAAGAUAACAUCACAUCAACAUGUCUUAGUCCAAGAUAACAUCACAUCAACACGUCUUAGUCCAAGAUAACAUCACAUCAACAUAUUUUAGUCCAAGAUAACAUCACAUCAACAUGUCUUAGUCCAAGAUAACAUCACACCAACAUGUUUUAGUCCAAGAUAACAUCACACCAACAUGUUUUAGUCCAAUAUAACAUCACAUCAACAUGUCUUAGCCCAAGAUAACAUCUCAUCAAUAUUUUGUUUGUCCCUAGUCUAAGGGACUCAUCUAUAUCAAGAUGUUGAAUGUGUUUGGGAACAAUUUGUUUGAUUUGCAUAAAAUAAAUGUGAAAUGUAAGUGAGACUUUGUGCAAAAAAUAGUGAGUGCAACAAUGACUGCACGUGACAAUGACUGCACGAGAGAAUGACUGCACGAGACAAUGACAGCACGAGACAAUGAGGAAAAUUUAGUGAAAUUUAGUGUAUGAGAAAGUGAGUGCAUGGUACAGUGCUUGCACAAGACAGCAAAUUCAUGAGGCAGUGAGUUCAUGAGGCAGUUUAUGCCUGAGAAAAUAAGUGCAAGAGAAAAUUAAUGUUAUCGUGCAGAAAAAGAUUCCAUGCUGCUCUCUGUUCAAGCAAUGGUUGCUCUCUUCCGAUUUUAAUUGUUAAAAUGUUGUUCCUUUUUUUAAAAUCAUAAUUUUUGUUUGUUUCCUUGUUUAUUUCCCGCAGGUGUCUGCAAUCUGAUAGGAAUUAUCAUUUUUGGCGCCAAAAUUGGGGAAAACUCUGAUUGGAAGACGGGCUGGUGCCUGGUCCUGUGCGUCAUAGCGUGCGGUCUGGGCAUCGCCGCGUUCGUCCUUUUCCUCAUCGCCUGCUGCAAGAAGCCACAGUUCGACCCUGACACCUACUACAUUUCAGGGCUGUUCGUGGGUCCCGAAGAUGAGCAAAUAUACGUCAUAGAGAACAGCGAGUCUGAGAAAAAUGGGUCGAUAAAUGGCCACGGCAAUCACGCCCUGGUGAUCGAUGACAAUUGAUUACAUGACAAAAGAUUUUCACUUUGUACCAGGCACUAUAAAAACGUGGAUUAUAUUAACAAUUGUGAAACACAAUGUGAGAUUUUUUUCUUCCAUGUUCACUAUAAUUAUGUUUCUCCGAUGAUGUUUGUAUUUACAUAUUUAUUUUUUAAUGUCAACCGUAUGCAUUCUUGUCUAUAUAUUCCCUUUGUAAAUGACGAAACUAAUCUAAAUUUUAUGCAAAUUUGGUGGUGGGGGGUACAGAUUAAGUUACUACCCCAUACUCUGUCUCCCCCUCCCCCCCCCCACCACACACACACAUUCUUUUCUUGCUGCUCUGAGAUUGUUAGUUUCUACGUCAAAAUAAUCCAAUUAUAACUCCUAUCAUAACCAAUAAAUUCAGUUUAGCUAAAUAUUAAGUUACUCCCCCAUACUCUUCCUCCCCCUCCCCCCCCCCACCACACACACACAUUCUUUUCUUGCUGCUCUGAGAUUGUUAGUUUCUACGUCAAAAUAAUCCAAUUAUAACUCCUAUCAUAACCAAUAAAUUCAGUUUAGCUAAAGGUGAAAAAAAAAAACCAUCCUGGCCAACCAGUACAAAUACAGCACCAAGGCCAAUAAAUGGUCUUUUCUCCAAGAUGAUGAAGUGUGUCACAAUAGGACUAUUAUAAAACUAUUUUCCUUUUCCUAUUUUUUUUUUACAUUCGAAUGAUACAUUUGUUUUUAAAUACAAUCCAUACACAUUUAUACAUAUUUACUCAAUGAAUGAGUGGGAGCAUAUGCCGGUUAAAAUAUUGCCAGGUUGCCAAAUGAAAAAUGUAAAUUAAUUCCUCUAUUAAUUUCAUUGCCAAUUUCCCUCUAUUAGAUACAGUGUUAAAUUUACUUUCAGGCAUAAUUUAUCUGCACCCAAUGUUCCCUCUAAGGUUUGUUGGUUCGUGUGCAAAAUCAUAAAUUUGUGUGAAAUUUUUUACAGCAUCAAUUUUUUUGUGCGCAAGAUUUUCAGCCUACAGACACAAACACACACUGGAAAUUAGCUGCGCGGUACUCAAAACUGCCACGCGGCGUAUGUGAGAUUGCUGCGCGGCCGCGCAGCCGCGCAGCUUAAAGGGAACAUUGUCUGCACCCCUUCCUCUUUUCAAAUGUUUGGGUUGAAUUUAGGGCUGCAUUUAAGAGAUUGCACCCACACACACACACCUAACCACUUGCACAUACAAACCACAUAUGCACAUGCACCACAGCCACGAAGGUCUUGCCAUGGCAAAGCUGCGCCCUCGGGGCAAAGAGCGAUUUUCGCGCCUCUCUUGUGAGAAAUAUUUGUGGUGAUUUUGCAUGAAAGCGGCAGAAACUGUUACUCACAUCAGACUAAAUUAUUAUUUUAAAAAAGAUGGGCAGGGUACUGUCAAAUAACGUUUUAAACAAGUUUUUUCCCCUUGAAAAAUUAUGUUUGAAAAAUAACAUUUUGUUCAAUUAAAAUUUACUGAAUUGAUAGUUGGCGAAUGAUUUUGAAUUUGUCAAUUGUAUAUGUGGCAUUACAUGUGGGUGUGCAUGACAUGAUUGAAGUCAAGUAAAAAUCCUCGGCUAAUCCUAAAGACCUGUUCGCUAUCAACGAAAACUGAAAAUAACACACUGAAGUUUUUUUAAAAUGAUUUAUGUAAAGGAAUUGUGUAGUCUUUCCGAGUAUUCCAUUUUCAUUCAUUAAAAAAUUUAAUACAAUUUUGAAGAUAAAAUAAAGAUUU